AUGGCAACUUAUGCGUCACCCACUCCUGCUGCAUUCUCAUCCCACUUCAGUCACUCCCGCCAAUCAUCCCAUCGACCAAUCACUCGGACAGCUGCUGCUCGAAUGCAACCUAUUCCCUAUAUCGCGCCUUCCGAUCGAGAUUCUCAGGUUGGAAGAAAUCUAACUGGAGACAGUUCCGAUGAUGAAGACCUUGCUCCAAUUAAGCUGAGUGCAGAAGCCCAGGCAAUUCUAGGCGAGGACAACUCUCAACCAGAGGCAGAAAAAGAGAACAUCGAUCCCCUGCCACCAAGGACGAAGCCUGGGUUUGGGAGAAGCACUCCCGUUGAGAAUUGGAGGACUAUAAGUCCCCAAUUCCAGCAAGAUGGGAGUCCUGCUCCACGCGUCGUUCGAGUAACAGCUGGCAACCGGCCUGGACCACCAACCAUACUUGGAAGAGACGGCUCAUUUAUGUACAAAAUUCAUGACAAGUCAACUGCCCAAGUGCGCCAGCAAGCAACCGAUUCACAAACACCGGCACCCAGGAUCAGACGCAUCCGCGUCAGUGAUUCGAGACGUUUGUCUCGGUCCCCACCAGCUGAGAAAUCUCCGAGCUCUUCAAGGCAGGACAUAGAAGAAACGAGGCCUGAAAGCUCCCCUCGGACUUCGAUCGAACAACAACCAGAUGCUCAGAGUAGUCCAGAGGAGGAUGGCCCGGCAGUCCCUUCAACAAUCAUGCGCUCAAAACGCAUAGAUGAGAACGGUGCCCAAAGUACAAUGCGUGUCAGGAGGAUUGGAGGCGCUUUGCUCAACAGACCUGUCCGCCGAGGUAUGGUCCGCCGCCAGAGUGAAGAAGAGGAUGCUGAAAUCGACCAUCAAUCCAUGGCAAGAUCUACGACCCCCGAAAGAGAAGCUGGUCGAAGGGCUCCAGAGCCAUUGGCCGAUUACCCGGACGAUCUCCUGGCCUUGCAGGGGAGUCCCAAGCAAAUCAAAGUUGGAAGAGUUUCUCCCAAAGCACUGUCGCCAAAGUCCUCGGAGCGGCAAAAGUCACAACCACCCUCGAGGCCAUCCUCAAUCCAGAGGCCACAUCCAACACCAGUUGCGAUUGAGUCACAGUCUUCCUCCAAAUCGUCCAGUUCGCGUAGAGACCCCAUCUUCAAGGUUCCACCACUACCUCCAUUACCAGCCUCGCAUGACCAAGAAAAUGAACCACCCCCAACUUUUCGUCGACCAAAACAGGCAGUCUCACUCCUUGAUGUGCACGAAGAUAAACCUGCAUCAGAACCAAGAGCAGAUGAUCCCGCGCCAGUCAGUAUCUCGCCAUCUCGUCAACCAUUGGCAUCGAGAUCGAACAACACACCUCACAGACCCGCCCCACCUCCACCACCCAAAAUGUCAAUACUAGAAACAGCUACGUCAAAUGCAGGCACGCGGAACAAAAAGUCGGUCCACUAUGUUUUGAACGGCAAAACUUAUAGACGACUAGAUUGUAUAGGCAGAGGAGGAUCCUCCAGGGUGUUCAGGAUCAUGGCAGAAAACUACAAGAUUUUUGCCUUGAAAAGAGUCAACUUGGAAGAUGCCGACAUGGCUGCAAUAGCCGGGUACAAAGGAGAGAUCGACCUAUUGAAAAAGCUGGAAAACGUGGAUCGUGUCAUUCGAUUGUACGACUACGAGGUGAAUGAAGAGAAAGGGGUUCUUAAUGUUAUGAUGGAGUUGGGAGAGUCGGAUUUCAAUAAGAUGUUAAAUGAGCAGCUCAAAAGCGAGAGCGCAAAACUUGACAUCACUUUCACACGGCACUAUUGGAAAGAGAUGCUGGAGUGUGUCCAGGCCGUACAUGAACAUGACAUUGUCCACUCGGAUUUGAAACCCGCCAAUUUCCUCCUGGUCAAGGGUCAGCUCAAACUCAUCGACUUCGGCAUUGCCAACGCCAUCCAGGAUAACACGGUCAAUAUCCACCGCGAAAACCAAAUCGGAACCCCGAACUACAUGUCCCCCGAGUCCCUGGUAUGCCACACACCAGCAGCAGGCUCCGCACCUGGAACAAAGCUUCUGAAAUUGGGUAAACCCAGCGACGUGUGGUCACUUGGCUGCAUUCUAUACCAGCUGACAUACGGCCAGCCCCCAUUCGCGCACAUCACGAAACAAUUCGAGCGCAUCAUGAGCAUCCCGAAUCCGAAAGUGGAGAUUCAGUUCCCCUCGACGGGCGUGGGCGGCGCUGUCGUGCCCUUUGGCCUGAUAAAGACCCUGCGACGCUGUCUAACGCGUGAACAGAGUCUCCGGCCCACUAUCAGAGAGCUCCUCAGCGACGCCGAUCCGUUCCUGAACCCCGUUGCCAUCAGCCCCGACAUGCUGGGUCGCGUCAUCGGUAACGUCGUCAGCUACUGUCGUAGACGAGAAGAAACGAUGCGGAAGAAUGGUGAGUUGACAUAUACCGAGGACGGCGCGACGUGCCUGCCCAAGGACGAGGAUAUGAAGAAUUGGCCCUGGGCUUUCUACGAAAAAUUGAAGCAGGCGCAGGAGGAGGGAACGGCUUGGUGA
Exophiala bonariae is the source of this 2514-nucleotide messenger RNA. RefSeq lists its product as uncharacterized. Gene Ontology annotation, biological process: chromosome segregation; mitotic spindle assembly checkpoint signaling; protein localization to kinetochore. The transcript has a single exon. The record is from RefSeq and is a predicted model, not a curated record. Lineage: Eukaryota; Fungi; Ascomycota; Eurotiomycetes; Chaetothyriales; Herpotrichiellaceae. Gene Ontology annotation, molecular function: ATP binding; protein serine/threonine kinase activity; protein serine/threonine/tyrosine kinase activity. The coding region runs from base 1 to 2514 and encodes 837 amino acids. Gene Ontology annotation, cellular component: nucleus; kinetochore.